Messenger RNA from Ahaetulla prasina, 2169 nucleotides. It is a transcript of the gene AMER2, whose product is annotated as APC membrane recruitment protein 2. Gene Ontology annotation, cellular component: plasma membrane. Bases 213 to 1967 code for a protein of 584 amino acids. The record is from RefSeq and is a predicted model, not a curated record. The transcript has 2 exons. Lineage: Eukaryota; Metazoa; Chordata; Lepidosauria; Squamata; Colubridae. Gene Ontology annotation, biological process: regulation of canonical Wnt signaling pathway. Gene Ontology annotation, molecular function: phosphatidylinositol-4,5-bisphosphate binding; beta-catenin binding.
AGACGGCGGAGUCUGGCGCAGGCCCAGGCCCGGCGCGGAGGCAAGCUGCUCAGCCCUGCCUGCGUUGCCAUGGUGACGGGCGGCAGGCAGAGCAGCAGCAGCAGCGGCGUCGGGGCUGUCAGUGAGAGCCAGCCGAGCUAGCGAGCGGCGGAAAUCAGGCGCAGGCGUCCGUGGGGGCUGCAGGAGGGGAAGGCAGCGCCGCCGCGGCCGCCAUGGACGCGCACUGCGAUGGUGGCGAACCCACCGCGCUGGGAGAGCAGCCGCCGCUGCCCUCGGGCAAGCUGAACAAAACCGCCUUCAAAUUGUUUAAGCGAAGGAAAUCCGGGGGCGCCAUGCCGAGCAUCUUCGGUGUGAGGAGCGGCGGCAAAAGCAAAAGCGGCGAAGGCGGCGGCGGCGGCGGCGGGCAGGGAACGGGCAUGGUGAGGAGCAAGACCCACGACGGCCUGGCCGAGGUGCUGGAGCUGGAGAGCGGCCGGAACGAGGGCCCAGGGACUGUCGACAGCGGCCGUGUGGCGGGUAGCGGGGCCGCCUCGGUGGCCGCCAAGGAAGCCGCCUCUUCCUGCUCAUCCUCGGCCGCGGCGGCGGCGGCAGCGGCGGCGGUGGGCAAGUCGCACAGCUUCUUCUCGCUGUUGCGCAAAAACGGCCGCUCCGACGAAGGCGGCAAAGGCGAGAGAGCCAAAGGGCGCGGGGGCCUCAAAGGGCUCUUCAGCAGCAUGCGGUGGCCCCGCCGGGAGAAGCCGGGCGGCGGGGUGAAGGAUGAGGAGGCCGGCGAAGGCUCCGAGGGCCAGGCCAGUCCCAGCAUCCUCAAUACGGGCUCCCUCACGGCCAGCCUGGAGUGCAUCAAAGAGGAGGCAGCGCCGUCAGGAGCGCCCGCUGACACCGUCCGGACCCCCCUGGGCACUAAGGAUGGAGAACAGCCCACCAGUCCCCUUGCCACUGAGGUCAUGCCCACCCCGGACCUGGCACCGCAGCUGGCCCCAUGUGGCUCCAGAGGAGAGGAGCUUCCCAGGAUUCUGCCCCAGGAGAAAGAGAUCCAUCCUGAAUCCACCAGUAGUGAUGGCCAAGAGAUCAAGGAGGACUCAGCUAAAACAGGCUGUGGGGACAUUAUUGCUGACCAGGAAGAUGACGUGGGCAGCGGCGGUGGCAGUGGUGGAGGUGGAAGUGAGAGGAGUGCCCCUGGGAUUGGCAAAGCUGGGCCCUCCAAGAAGCCUACCGGAGUGGUGACUUACCAGGGAGGAGGAGAGGAGAUGGCCAGCCCUGAACAGGUGGGAGGUACUCAGGAGUUCUGGGAUUUAUUGUCGCACACUGAAGAGAAAUCACAGGGGACAUCAGGAAGGAAGGAAUCCCCUGAGACCUCCAAAGGUGAUAAGAUUGUCAGGAGAGUUCAGGACGGGUCAGCAAAUGGAAAGCACAUUGGUCUUAGCCAGAUUCCAGUUCACCACCAGAAAGAAGACCAAAAAAAUAGAGAAAAGGAGCAGCAAGAAGCCAUCCCCAGCAGUGAUGAGGGCUAUUGGGAUUCUACUACACCUGGACCUGAAGAAGAAAAUACUAAUAGUAUUCAGAAAGAGGUAAUUCCCAGGGACAGCUACAGUGGGGAUGCUCUCUAUGAUCUGUAUACUGAUCCAGAUGAAAACACAGCAACUGUGACUUCUGCAGAAAAUAUCACCACAGUGACUUGUUGCAAGCCAUUAUCUCCGAUAACAACUACUUGUCCAGUCAAAACCCAUACAACUUCACUCAAGGAUUCCAAGAUACCCAUCAGUAUCAAGCAUUUUACAUCGCCACAUGGUAGCCAUGGCCAGGAUUCCAGUAAUAGCCAUCACAUUGUACACUACCAGGCUACCAAAAGUGAGAUCCCUAGAACAAAAAUUCCUGUUUCAAAAGUGCUUGUACACCGAGCCAGUUACCGAAGCUUAGCAGGGACAACAGGUAAAACAGCCACAUAUCAUGAAAGUGCCAAAAAAUAAAAGGAAAUAAUAAUGGGCAUCCCAGUCUUUUCAGGAACCCUCUAAUAAGCAGUUUGGCCUUGACCUCAUCUAAAGGAAGACACUUCCAUGUGCCCCUUUUAUGAAUGAUGAAUGCAAGGGACAAAUGCUUCUCAAUUCCAUCUUGAAAUACAGUAUGUGUGUAUGUGAUGCUUCUCAAUUCCAUCUUGAAAUACAAUGUGUA